This is a messenger RNA of Dalotia coriaria, 3578 nucleotides long. It is a transcript of the gene loh, whose product is annotated as lonely heart. Lineage: Eukaryota; Metazoa; Arthropoda; Insecta; Coleoptera; Staphylinidae. Gene Ontology annotation, molecular function: metalloendopeptidase activity. Gene Ontology annotation, cellular component: extracellular matrix. The record is from RefSeq and is a predicted model, not a curated record. Gene Ontology annotation, biological process: proteolysis; extracellular matrix organization.
CCGCAAUCCCGCAAUGCGAUCAUAGCCGCUGACACGAAAGCACAGGCGAAAGCUAAGCCUAAAAAGCUAAACAUAAACACGCGGGAUACAGAUAUCUGUAUGUGUAACAUACGCGGACGCGACGCGAAACGCGGAAAGUGAAAAAAUCAAUCAAAAAAACUUCAAAACUUCAAUUUUGUAAAAAUGUGAAUUUUACUACUAACGUUUAUAAUAUUUAUACAGUGUGUGUUUAUAAUCAUAUUUAAUAACGACUUAUACCAAUUUUAAUAUGAAUUUUAUACAUUGUGACAGUUUUUAAACAUUUUUGUGCAUAAAACACACAUUUGGAGUAAUUUUCAACGAAAAUAUGUAGAACUUAUGUGGAAAUAAUGUGAUCAUGUGCUAAUCUAUGUGCAGACAAUGACAAUCACCCACACGAUGCGUUUAUCAUGCAUCUUCAGAUUAAUUUUGAUAGCGUUCGUGUUGAUCGCAUCGCCGACGCAUUCAGGGAUCACGCCAAAUAGAUACAAAAAGUCUGAUUACAUCAAAGCGAAAGCCACCAACAGUAGUUACCCACUCAGUGUUCAACGAUUGUACAGGGAGAAACUGGUCGCGAAGCCGAAGACGUUCGGCGUGUGGUCCGCAUGGAGCGCAUGGACAGAAUGUUCACGAACAUGCGGCGGUGGCGUCACCCACCAGCAGCGCCAUUGCAUCUCGAAACCAUCCUUAGCCCAGCAGAGAAUUCAGCAAAAUAAAGAGAAAUUUUUCAAAAAACACAAACGAAGAAGGAGGCAACACGCACCGAAUGAGAUCACCAAUCGAUGUAUUGGAUUGUAUAAACGAGUUAGACUCUGCAAUAUUCAAGACUGUGCGAAUGGCUUGGAUUUUCGUUUUGAACAAUGCGCAGAGUUUAAUUCAAGAUUUUACAAAGGAAAACAGUAUUAUUGGGAGCCAUAUCUCAAAGGAAUCGAUGAAUGCGCCUUGAAUUGUCUAGCAAUCGGGGGUGGAUUCUACGCAACACUGAACAAAACCGUCGCUGACGGCACAACCUGUCUGAAACCAACGACUUUUACCGGAAAACUAGCACCGACAGGCACUAGAGGUGUGUGCAUCGACGGAUUAUGCAAGAGUGUCGGCUCAAAUGGCGUCAUCGGUGCUAUUGAGGAAGCCCCCGAGGAGUGUCCCGCCUGCGUGACGAGCAACUGCCGCAGUAUUUCCGGUCUGUACACGCGACCUGACCUACCGCCUGGGUAUUCACUCGUCGCGCAGAUCCCCAAGGGCGCUUGUCGUAUCCUCGUCCAACAAUUGAAGCACACACGCAAUAUUCUAGCUUUGAGAUCUUCGAAUGGUUCUUACAUCCUGAAUGGCGAUUGGAAGUUUAGUAACUCAAGACUUGUUCAUGGGGCGGGUGUUACCUUCACUUACCGUAAACAGGAUGCUUCUUCAUUGGAAACUAUCACUACAGGUGGUCCAAUUGAUUCCGCUGUUGAUAUUUUGGUGUGGUACCAACAACCUAAUCCUGGUAUCAAAUAUGGGUUCCUACCGGCUGAAGAACCUAUCCAAUCACAUCCAGCGAUUGGUAAUGGGCAAGUUGCACAUUUGGAAGGAAAUAUCAUGGAUACCAAUGCUGUAAGUUUGCGGGAUGAGGCCCAACCUACUUCUGCAUCUCCACAUCCUCAUCGGAGACUACGAAAUCGCCGGAAGUACGUUUGGAAGAGUACUGGUGUCACAGCAUGUUCAAAAUCUUGUGGAGGAGGUUACCAGCAAUCAGUAUUCCAAUGCACGAGGGAACUCCACCACACACCGGUUUCUGAACGUAGGUGUGCCCAUUUAGAGAAACCCACGCAUUAUAUCCAUUGUAACCAACAUGAGUGUCCUCUUCAAUGGGGUGGACAUUGGGGACAAUGUACUGGGUCUUGCGGACAGGGUGUUCAACACUAUCUGGUGCAAUGUAUCAAGGAAACCAAUGGUCUCACAAGCGUAGAAAGUGAUUCGUUGUGCGCUCCACCAAAACCCACCGCAUCAAGUCGUCCUUGUAGUCUACCCGCGUGUGACGAGAGUGACAAUGAGUUACAUCCUGAUGAACGGAUGCAUAAGAGCUUCAGUGAUUGGAUUGUAGGUUCCUGGAGUGCAUGUUCAGUUUCCUGUGGAACUGGCACACGUACUCGCAGUGUAACCUGUCCCGGUGGUAACUGCCACCAUGGUAAACGCCCCGCUCACGCGGAAUACUGCGAAAGUGGUUCUUGUUCCACUCCGGGUCACCACAACGCUUGGUUAUUGAGUGAGUGGAGUCAAUGCAGUGAAAACUGUGGUACCGGCACCCAAAAUCGACAUUCAGUCUGUAAUGGCCGUUCUGGUAGUGAUUGCGCUAUGGAAACCAAACCGGAAACAAGCAGGCAAUGCUCCAGUGAAAAGGAAUGUGGUGGACAAUGGUUUACUGGUCCAUGGAACACUUGUUCAGAUUCCUGCAAUGGUCAAAGCAAACAAAAACGCGAUGUCCACUGUGUAAUUCGUCUAAGGGGACAACCAAGACUCACGAAUGACAUGACCUGUUCAAGUGCAUCCAAACCGGAAACAGAACGUCCUUGUGACGGUGCAUGCCCCCCAAGAUGGUUUUCAGGUGAAUGGAGUGAAUGUCACGAUUGUCCCAAUGGUAACCAACGCAGGGAAGUGAAAUGUAUGAGUGUCCAUGGUCAAUAUAGCAAUCUCUGCGACAUGGAAGCCAAACCCUUGGUGAAAAGGUCCUGCGCUUGUCCCAAAAUCCACGAAGACAGAAUCAAACCAGCUAGUAGUCAGCAGGAUCAACCAAUGACACGUGGAUGUGUUGAUCUGAUACAACAUUGUUACCAAGCAGUACAAGCACGCCUGUGCAAGUACCCUUACUACACAUCUCACUGCUGUCAUUCCUGUCAGCGGGCCGGCCAACAGGACGCUUUGGAAUAAAGAAAACCCUCCACCAUCCCUCUUUUCCCCACACCAUGUUUAUUUUGAGCGAGAGACUGUGAUCUGUUUAGAAUCUAACCGUAAUAACCACGCCCACCCAAACAAAUAACUUAAAUUCAAAGGUUAGUAAAAUUAACGUCACCCAGUAAUCACUAGAGCUAGCGCAUAACUUAUAUAUGUAAUAAUACUUAAACUCUUAGCGAUAAUCUUGGAAAUUCUUUGCGUGUGUUCGAAACAAAGUAUCAAAUACUCUGCCACUCUUAAUCUAGUUGUUUCAAGAUGGCCGCGGUGCGAAUGAGUGUGAGAAGAUGGCGUGUAUCUGUGUAAAUGUGCCGAUUUUGCCGAAAUUUCCGAAAUUCGAGUUUUGUUGUGAACGAAAAACAUGACGAUUUAUUUAUUUAGACGCGUAAUUUGUACUGAUUGGCAUUUUGUAUAGUAUUUAUGAACGAUUUUGAAGCGAAUGACAUGAGUUUGUGACAAUGAAAAUUACACUGAAACCAAAAGAGAUACUCACUCACGUCGAUUCGUCGCGUCUGCGCACUUUAUUUUAACCUUUAAGUUCUUUUUCUAAAUUGAGUAUUAUAUGUUAAGUCUGUAUACCUCUAUUUAUUUAGAUUCGAUAAGAGAUAUGAAUAUGAAUAAAUCACUACCAACGA